This is a messenger RNA of Argentina anserina (silverweed cinquefoil), 1839 nucleotides long. Its product is annotated as pollen-specific leucine-rich repeat extensin-like protein 3. Lineage: Eukaryota; Viridiplantae; Streptophyta; Magnoliopsida; Rosales; Rosaceae. The record is from RefSeq and is a predicted model, not a curated record. Gene Ontology annotation, molecular function: protein binding.
AUGGAAACAAUUCUCACAUACAAAGCUUUCGGCUUCACUCUCUUGAUCUUCUCCAAUUACCUCUCUUCUUUCUCAACCCUCACCUCUGCCUUGACCAAUGACGAAGCCGCAUACAUAGCGAAACGCCAGCUCCUGACACUUCCUGAAAAUGGUGAUCUACUAGAUCACUACGAAAUCAACGUCGACCCGAAGCUCACUUUCGCAAAUGACAGGCUCAAGUCAGCCUACGUUGGCCUCCAUGCACUGAAAGACGUCAUCUACUCCGAUCCGACUAACUUCACGGCAAACUGGCAAGGACCUGACGUGUGUAACUACAAUGGGGUUGUCUGCUCUCCAGCCCUUGACAAUCCCGAACUGGACGUUGUGGCUGGUCUGGACCUCAAUCAUGCAAACAUUGCAGCUCACUUUCCGUUCGAAUUUGGGCUCCUGACUGAUCUGGCUUUGAUCCACCUCAACUCUAACAGGUUCUGUGGGAUUGUGCCAAAGGUCUUCAGCAGGCUUCACCUCAUGCAUGAGUUCGACAUUAGCAACAACCGAUUCGUCGGCCCGUUUCCUACGGUCGUUCUAGAAUGGCCGGGGAUUAAGUACCUUGACCUCAGAUUCAACGAAUUCGAAGGAGAGUUGCCUCCGCAACUGUUCUUGUGUCCGUUGGAUGCCAUUUUCUUGAACCACAACAGGUUUAACUCUACAAUCCCAGACACACUAGGAAACUCGACGGUUUCGGUUGUGACAUUUGGCUUCAACGAUUUCAGUGGGUGCAUACCUCAAGGCAUUGGGGAGAUGCCUAAUUUGGAGGAGGUGUUGUUCAUGAACAAUAAAAUGAGUGGAUGCUUUCCUAAGGAGAUUGGGAAUCUAAAGAAUGUGACGGUUCUGGAUGUGAGCAAUAACGGAUUGGUAGGGCCGUUGCCGGACAGUCUUGCUGAGCUGAGGACCAUUGAAGUUUUGGAUGUUGCGUCCAAUAUGUUGACAGGGGUUGUGCCGGAGAAGAUAUGCAGCUUGCCAAAGUUGCAAAAUUUUACAUUUGCUUAUAACUAUUUUACAGGGGAGGAUCAGAAAUGUGUGCCUAAUCCAUAUGAACAAUUGACAUCGAAUGAUGAAGGCAACUGUAUCCCCGGCAAAUCCAAUCAAAGGAAUAAUGAGACUUGCUUCCAUGUGGUGACCAGGGUCAUGGAUUGUAGAUACAGUUGUUCCGGCCCUCCUGCACCAAAGUUCCUACCACCUCCCACUCCAAAGGUCGAGCCGCCACCACCGGUUAACUCCCCGCCGCCACCAGUUUACUCUCCACCACCACCGCUUCACUCUCCACCUCCUCCCGUUUACUCCCCACCGCCACCGCCACCGCCAGUUAACUCUCCACCACCACCGGUUCACUCCCCACCACCACCACUUCCUUCUCCACCGCCACCUGUUUAUUCCCCACCUCCACCGCCGGUUAAUUCCCAACCACCACCGGUUCACUCCCCACCACCACCGGUCCAUUCCCCACCACCACCGGUUCGCUCCCCUCCGCCACCGGUUCACUCACCACCGCCUCCGUUGCACUCUCCACCCCCACCAUUUUAUUUCCCGCCACCACCGGUUUACUCUCCACCACCUCCUGUAGUGCACUCUAUACCAUUUCCCCUAGUACACUCUCCACCACCACCAGUCUACUCUCCACCCCCAUCACUAGUCCAUUCUCCCGCACCUCCUCCAGUUUACUCCCCUCCACCACCAGUUCACUCACCCCCGCCACCUCCUCCUGCUUCACCACCACACCAGGGUGUAGUGAUCCUUCCACCAAAGAUUGGGGCACAGUCGUCACCACCGCCACCAAUGUUCCCCGCCCCAGGCCAUUAA